Molecule: messenger RNA, 504 nt
Organism: Funneliformis mosseae
Lineage: Eukaryota; Fungi; Glomeromycota; Glomeromycetes; Glomerales; Glomeraceae
Source: the annotation of a GenBank genome assembly
AUGGUUCCGACUCCAAAUACUCCAUUUGGAGGGAAUAAACGAUUAACGCCAACGUUUCAAGGUAGUGAAGAUAACGAUGCUAGAUUUCCUCUAUUUGUUGAAGGACAAUGGGAUCACAGUUGUAUACAACUUCAAAAAUCGAGAGUUAAAGCGAAUCAAGAUUUGGAGGAAUUGGAGCCAUUCCGUUUACUUUAUAAAGCUAAAGAUUUGGAGAAAGUUGAAAGUUUUGAAAAAAGUCAAAACGUCAGAGAGGCCUCGAACAAAAUGUUAAGUAGUUUAUCAACAAUACCGGUGGCUGUUUUACACAUUCAUUAUCGACCAGAAAGUAUUGAGUAUGAUUUCAACAAUAUCAAGAAUGAAAGUGUGAUUAAACGUGAGUUUGAGGAAAUUAAGUCUAAAGACAAUAAUGAGGAGUGCAAAAUUUUAAUUAAAAGAGAAUUCGCAAAAGAUGAGAAGCCUGAAAGAUUACUUAAAGCACAAGACAUUAUCGGUAGCGAGACAUGA